AUGCGUGAGAUCGUCCACCUCCAAACCGGCCAAUGCGGCAACCAGAUAGGUGCCGCAUUCUGGCAAAACAUCUCCGGUGAACAUGGCCUCGACGGCGCCGGCGUGUACAAUGGCACGUCCGACCUUCAGCUCGAGCGCAUGAAUGUCUACUUCAACGAGGCAUCCGGCAACAAGUACGUCCCACGAGCUGUCCUCGUCGACUUGGAGCCAGGUACCAUGGACGCCGUCCGUGCUGGUCCAUUCGGUCAGCUCUUCCGCCCAGACAACUUCGUCUUUGGCCAGUCCGGUGCCGGCAACAACUGGGCCAAGGGUCACUACACUGAGGGUGCUGAGCUGGUUGACCAGGUCCUCGAUGUCGUUCGUCGUGAGGCCGAGGGCUGUGACUGCCUCCAGGGUUUCCAGAUCACCCACUCUCUCGGUGGUGGUACUGGUGCCGGUAUGGGUACGCUCCUCAUCAGCAAGAUCCGUGAGGAGUUCCCAGACCGCAUGAUGGCCACCUUCUCCGUCAUGCCAUCCCCCAAGGUGUCCGACACCGUUGUUGAGCCAUACAACGCCACCCUCUCUGUGCACCAGCUCGUGGAGAACUCUGACGAGACCUUCUGUAUCGACAACGAGGCCCUCUACGACAUCUGCAUGCGUACCCUCAAGCUCAACAACCCAUCCUACGGCGACCUGAACCAUCUCGUCUCCGCCGUCAUGUCUGGCAUCACCACUUGCCUGCGUUUCCCAGGUCAGCUCAACAGCGAUCUUCGCAAGCUUGCCGUCAACAUGGUGCCGUUCCCACGUCUGCACUUCUUCAUGGUCGGCUUUGCUCCUCUCACCAGCCGUGGCGCGCACUCUUUCCGCGCCGUCUCUGUUCCUGAGCUCACCCAGCAAAUCUUCGACCCCAAGAACAUGAUGGCCGCCAGCGACUUCCGCAACGGCCGUUACCUCACCUGCUCUGCCAUCUACCGCGGCAAGGUCUCCAUGAAGGAAGUCGAGGACCAGAUCCGCAACGUCCAGAACAAGAACACCGCCUACUUCGUUGAGUGGAUCCCCAACAACGUCCAGACCGCCCUCUGCUCCAUCCCACCACGCGGUCUCAAGAUGUCGUCUACCUUUGUCGGCAACAGCACCUCCAUCCAGGAGCUCUUCAAGCGUGUCGGUGACCAGUUCACUGCUAUGUUCCGUCGCAAGGCUUUCUUGCAUUGGUACACUGGCGAGGGUAUGGACGAGAUGGAGUUCACCGAGGCCGAGUCCAACAUGAACGAUCUCGUUUCCGAGUACCAGCAGUACCAGGAGGCCUCCGUCUCCGAGGGUGAGGAGGAGUACGACGAGGAGGCCCCGCUUGAGGGCGAGGAGUAG
Messenger RNA from Zasmidium cellare ATCC 36951, 1344 nucleotides. RefSeq lists its product as uncharacterized. Gene Ontology annotation, molecular function: GTPase activity; GTP binding; structural constituent of cytoskeleton. NCBI's taxonomy places the organism in Eukaryota, Fungi, Ascomycota, Dothideomycetes, Mycosphaerellales, Mycosphaerellaceae. Gene Ontology annotation, biological process: mitotic cell cycle; microtubule cytoskeleton organization. The record is from RefSeq and is a predicted model, not a curated record. Gene Ontology annotation, cellular component: microtubule; cytoplasm. The coding region runs from base 1 to 1344 and encodes 447 amino acids. The transcript is spliced from 5 exons.